Messenger RNA from Pediculus humanus corporis (human body louse), 1287 nucleotides. RefSeq names its product carboxypeptidase A, putative. The coding region runs from base 1 to 1287 and encodes 428 amino acids. The transcript has 7 exons. Gene Ontology annotation, biological process: proteolysis. Gene Ontology annotation, molecular function: metallocarboxypeptidase activity; zinc ion binding. NCBI's taxonomy places the organism in Eukaryota, Metazoa, Arthropoda, Insecta, Psocodea, Pediculidae. The record is from RefSeq and is a predicted model, not a curated record.
AUGAGUCAAGAUGAUACCUCAUCGUCAACGACGGAAACCGUGAAAGAACCUGAACUAGUUAAAACAGACAACUCGACAACAAAUUUAGAAAAUGGAGUCAACGAAGAAGAAAAAAUAUCAUAUAACGGAGCAAAAGUCCUUCGAGUUUUGGUACCCAAUAAAGAAGUUAAAAAAUUAAUUAAACAAAUGGAAAAUAAUGGAGAAAUAAACACUUGGAUGGGAAACGGAACGGCCAUUGAUAUUUUAGUAAGACAAAAUAACGUUUAUGAUGUGUUAAAAACGAAAAAAUUAUCCUACGACGUAGUCAUUGACGAUUUGCAAAAAGCCAUAGAAGAAGAAAAUCCAUCGAUAUCACAAGAUGAAUGGUCAGAACUCGAAGGACGAAAAGGUCAUAGAAUGACGUGGCAUAUGUACCAUAGAAUGUCUGACAUUCACGGAUACCUGGAUUAUUUGACGGCAACCUAUCCCGAUGUUUGUUCUCUAAUAACAAUCGGACAUUCGGUUGAAAGAAGACCGUUAAAAGUAUUGAAAAUAUCAUCGGGUAAUCCUAACAGCAAAGCAAUAUGGAUGGAUUCGGGUAUACACGCAAGGGAAUGGAUAUCGCCUGCAACUUCAACCUACGCCAUAAGUCAAAUGGUAGAAAAUGGAGAUGGAACUCACGGUGUCGACUGGUAUAUAUUACCUCUUGUCAACCCCGACGGUUAUGAACAUUCGCACAUCUUCGAUAGACUUUGGAGAAAAAAUAGAGCUAACGCAUACAGAGGUCCUUGCGCGGGAACAGAUCUCAACAGAAAUUUCGGUUAUAAAUGGGGAGGACAGGGAGCAAGUCAAUUGGCAUGCAGAGAAACUUAUGCUGGACCAAGUCCAUUUUCAGAACCGGAAACCAAAGCAAUACAAAAAUUCGUAGGAAAUUCUUCUAAUAAUUUUGGUGCAUACGUAUCAUUACAUAGUUAUGGACAGUAUAUUUUGUAUCCCUGGGGUUAUGAUAGAAAAGUUCCUCCAGACUACUCAGAUUUACAUAGAGUUGGAAGAGCGAUGGCUCAAGCGAUAAAAGGACAGAGUGGUCAAAGCUACACGGUCGGUUCAGCAGCAGCAACUUUAUACCCGGCAGCAGGUGGUUCAGACGAUUGGGCUAAAGGCACAGCAAAAAUUAAAUAUGCAUACACAAUCGAGCUAAGAGAUACGGGACGCCAUGGUUUUGUACUUCCUGCACAAUAUAUCGUGCCUACAGCUCAAGAAGCCUAUGCCGCAUUAAAAGUAUUAGCUCAAGAAGUGUCAUCGUCAUAA